GAAAUCAAAACAGAUGUCAGGAUCUGGAAGUGGAAGUGGUGCUGGACAUGGUGGAGGCUCCGGCGGCUCAAUCCGUGAAGCAGGUGGAUCACUCGGCAUGAUGGGCGCCACCAGAGAAGAAGAAUACUUCCGAAGACAACAAAAAGAUCAGUUGGACAAUCUCAAGAAGAAGCUUGAAGCAGAUAUGACGCAAAGCCAACAGGAAAUUCGGGAUCAUGAAAAGGUUCUCGAACAACAUCAGCAACGACUGAAGGAAAUCGAGAAAGGACACGGAACAUAAAAAAUAGAGGGCUUUUCAAACGGCUCUCUGUUCUUUUUGCAUCAUCAUUUUCAAUUUUCCCUUUCUUUUUAUGCAUACUUAUUCUCUCCUCUCUAUUUUCUCUCUCACACCGCAUUUCUUCAUCUUGCCUAUUGCAUCAUUUUUUUUUCGCUUACUGCACAUGUUUCGUCAAAUAGUAAACAUGGUUUUUAUGGCUUCACUUCAUAUUCUUCUCUCUUCAAUUUGAUUCGAUUUUCAUUUCGAUCAUUCUAUUUUUAUUUGUCGUUUGUAUGUUAGUUGAACUGAUUGUAGUAGUAUCAAUUUUC
Molecule: messenger RNA, 585 nt
Organism: Caenorhabditis elegans
Lineage: Eukaryota; Metazoa; Nematoda; Chromadorea; Rhabditida; Rhabditidae
Gene: mai-1
Product: ATPase inhibitor mai-1, mitochondrial
Exons: 2
Coding region: 14-280 (88 amino acids)
Cellular component (GO): cytoplasm; mitochondrion
Molecular function (GO): ATPase inhibitor activity
Source: RefSeq, marked reviewed